AUAUAUAUUGUAGUUAGUUAAUCUGUGGUAGUUACACUAUAGUGGAAUAUGAUUGUAGAGUAGUUCGGUGCAAUUACCACAAACAGUAAUCAAUCCCCAGAGAAACUUUCCGUUCGCAAUAUUACCGGUGGGGGAUACAGAUUAAGGGUGAGCUCAUUAAUUUGUCAACGGUCUUAUAUUAAUACUAUUGGCUUAAGGAGUGGUUGGAAGUUGAAGGUACUGUGGGGCUGAUUGUUGCUCAUUGGUGGCUGUAAUUCUGGAUUAACUAACUAACUAACUAUUACAUAAACUUAUCUCAUUUUACUUUCCCCAGUUUAGUUUAAAUUUCAAAAUUUAAUGUGGUGGAGAAGCUUAGAUCUUACCUGUACGGCUUAACUAUUUCAUCUAACAGUAAAAUUACCUUUACCGUUUCUUUGUUUCUUUCUCUUGUUUAACUGUUUGUGAUUUAUUACUUAUUGUUUGUUGCAUAUUAUGAGCAAUUUCAAUCAUACAGAAGCUCAUCAAAGUCAAACUGAAUCACUCUUGAAUGAUGCACCCACUGAACAAGUUAAUUCCACAGCAUCUCCAUCUCCUCCACCUAUUCUUAAGAAAUCUCCUUCUAUAAACUCUAUGAGUACUGAUAGUUAUACUACAGUAUUUGAAGAUGAGUUAAUAUUUAUAGAUACAUCUAAUUGGAGAUAUAGUGGAUUACUUAAAGCUCAAAUCCUCUCAUGUUAUGGAGUAUUUUUACUCUUUGGUUUAGCAGAUCAAACUUUAGGUACAUUAAUUCCUCUAUUACAAGCCGAUUAUAAUAUAGGAGAUAUUGCAAUUUCUUUAGUAUUUCUAAGUAUGGUAAGUGGCUAUUUUAUUACAGCUUUACUUAAUGAAUUUAGUCAUAAACUAUUAGGAGUUAAGGGAGUAGUUAUAUUAGGAGCUAUAACAAUGACAUUUUCAUAUUUAAUAGUUCUGACAAGACCUCCUUAUAUAAUCUUUGUUAUAAGUUAUUUAAUUACUGGUAUUGGAUUUGGAUCACUUGAUGCAGCCAUGAAUAGUUGGAUGGGGAAUUUAGUUGAUUCUAAUCAAAUCUUAGGAAUACUUCAUGGAUUUUAUGGAAUAGGUUGUAUGAUAUCUCCACCAUUAAUUACAUAUCUUGUGGAGAAACCUAUUAAUCCUAUUGAAUGGAAUCAAUAUUAUAUUUUAUUAUGUUUAGUAGGAUGCUCAUGUGUAGUAGGAUUAGUAUUUAGUUUCCAAUAUGAGACUGCCAAGAAGUAUAAGUAUGUAAAUAUUCAAAAAAAUCUUAAUCUUCGACAUUUACCAGUGGCUAAUGAUGGAAUUAAACUUCAUGAUUUUAAUAUUGAAAUUAAUGAUGAAGAUACUGAUACAUCAUCAAAUUCGGAAGAUAGUUCUGUACCACUUGGAGCAACAUUAAAAUCUCGACUUGUUUGGAUAUUUGCUACAAUACUUUUCCUUUAUGUUGGAGGAGAAGUUGCCUUUGGAUCAUGGAUGAUUACUUUUUUAUUAAGAAUUCGAAAACUUAGUUAUAAACAAUCAUCAUAUAUUGCUACUACAUUUUGGACAGGAUUAACUGUUGGUAGAAUUAUAUUAGGAUUUGUUACAGCUCAUUAUUUUAAUACAGAACUUGAAGCUAAUUUUGUAUAUUUAAUUUUAUCAACAGGAGGAUAUUUAUUAUUCUAUCUUUUAUCAUUAAUUACUAAAUUACCAUCAAUAUUGUUAUUUUUAGUGGCAUUCUUUAUUGGAACAUUUGUUGGACCAAUAUUUCCUACUACAAUAGUUAGUGCAAUAAAGAUUUUACCAUCAAAAUUUCAUACAUCAGGUAUUGGAUUUAUAUGUGCAUUUGGUGGAGGUGGAGCUGCAGGUAUACCAUUUCUUAUUGGACUUAUAGCUGAAUCAAAUGAAUUUGGUUUAAAAAUCUUACCACUUAUAGUAACUAUUAUAUUUACAAUAUUAGUAUUUGUUUGGUUUGCACUUAUGCUUAAAUAUAAACGAGUUUAUGGUAAGAAUGUUAUAUAGAUUUAUAGAAAUAA
Molecule: messenger RNA, 2024 nt
Organism: Scheffersomyces amazonensis
Lineage: Eukaryota; Fungi; Ascomycota; Pichiomycetes; Serinales; Debaryomycetaceae
Exons: 1
Coding region: 472-2010 (512 amino acids)
Biological process (GO): transmembrane transport
Cellular component (GO): membrane
Molecular function (GO): transmembrane transporter activity
Source: RefSeq, a predicted model, not a curated record